CAAAUGCAAGCGAUCUGGAUAAUCUGCAACGCUGGCACUGGCAGCAAGAAAAGAACCAGAACGUUGAGGGACAGCAGCCGGACUGGCCUUUGCAUUUGCAUGGCCCUUCACUGUAAGUGCCAGCCAUGUCUAUCCUCCCAUUGAUAUCGUUGCAGUCAAUGCGGAGAGCUAGAACAACUCUCGAGGAUUUUGUGAGCUCCUACUUCAUGUUCCACGGACUGGACGCCUCACAGCCUGCGCAUGUAUUCAAGCACCUGCCACUGCUGAUGUUUGUUGAAGCUUUCAUCUACCAACUGGAUCAAGAGAAUGAAGACCGUCUAGCUGCACCUGAGCUGGGCAAUGGGACUGACACUCGGCAAUGCUGCCGAGAGGAGGCACAGUCUGCAGCUGGAAAAGACUGUCAAGCAGCUUCAAAGUCACGAGCAGAAAGUAAAACUGUUGCUCAGAUUGAGCAGCAAGGCGAUGUUGUAGCAGGGAGUGAGCAUCAUCUUCAAGUAGAAGGGUUGAAUCCAGCCAAGAGACGCAGGAUCGACUGCAAUCCUCCUGCAACAGAAAGGUGCGCCAGGAGUGAAAGCUUUGAAAAUCCAGCAGAAACGUCCUUGUCAGAGCACUGUCUAGAACUCAAUGAGCAUGUUGACAUCACUUGCAGAGAGUCCGAACUCAAACAAGGGACCAGUGCAGCGAACGCUUUGGACACUAUUGAUGAAGUGGAUGAUUUACCUUGUACACCGUUCGCUGGCCUAGCAGACCUUUUGGAGAAAGAAAAACUGCUGACUGUCAGAAUGGAAGGGGAACUGAGAGAUGGGCUUGAGUUCUGGGGGCUCGAACGCAAGCUGUGUCUGGCCGUGGGCUGCGGGGAGACGUUGGAGAGGCGCGAGGUUGAGAGGGCUGUAGCUUUGAAGUCCUUUGAUUACAGAGUGCUCAAUCUGUUGCUCUAUGAAAUGGAAGGACAGGCGGUGAAUGAACAACAUUUCGAGUUUCUGAAAGCAUCCGAACUGCUGGUCGAGAUCUCAGACGAUCUGUUUGACUACGAGGAUGACGUCCUAAGUAACACGUUCAACGUGUAUCGAAUGUUUCUGGCUAUGUACGGCCCAACUCAGGGGCAACUCGAGCUGGCGCACUGGAUCUCCGACAUCGAGCGGCGGUACGAGCAGCUGCUGAGCGGACUGGAGGCGUCUCUUUCGAAAAACUAUCGGGAACGGUGCAAGAACGCAGCAAAGGAAGGUGGCAGCACGGCUGAUUCGAACAGUCCGAUGGGCAGCUGGACCCUGCCCCCUCCUAUCUCCAACGAAGGAGCUUACCGGGAAGAGAUGAGAGAGGGGUGAGCCUGCUGGUGCGGGGUGAAAACAAUCAGUGCCCAGUCUCGCGGAUUCUAACUAUACAUGAACAUUGCCUAUAUGUUCGUCCAUUAUAACGCCCGUAAAAUACACAUGAUGAGGAACUAGACUCAGCCAAAGCAUGUCUAAUGUACACGGCCGGUAGCCUCCUUGACAAUUUGAUCAACUCGCUAACACUACAACAUUCGGCGGAAUUCAGGAACUAGACAUCAAAAACGCAC
This is a messenger RNA of Klebsormidium nitens, 1558 nucleotides long. NCBI's taxonomy places the organism in Eukaryota, Viridiplantae, Streptophyta, Klebsormidiophyceae, Klebsormidiales, Klebsormidiaceae. The record is from the annotation of a GenBank genome assembly.